GUAUAUAAAAUGCAAUAGGACACGACCUGGUGGUAGUACAGAUCGAGAAGAAAGCUACAAGCGAUUAAAGCAAGUGAAAGGAGAAGAGAAGUAUCAAGGAUGAAAGCCAUCGCAGCGCUCUUUGUCGUCCUGGUCGCGGCCAGUCCUCUGAAUGCCAUCAAAAUCAAAGUCCCAGCCACGGGUUCGGGCGACCUUGCCAGGGAUUUACAGCAGUUCGUGGACAUAACCCCGAUCGAUGAAAUACUCGCAGUAUCGAAAGCCUAUCUGGCUCAGGACAAACAAUUCCAAACAGCUAUAAAGUUGCUCAGAAGCAACGAAUCGAAACAAUGGAUACAGGAUGUCGAAAAGGCACCGGAAUACAAAAUGCUGCUGGACUUCAUACAGAAAUGUGGUUUUGAUAUAAAAUUGGUGACAAACAACUUCAACAAAGCCCUUGGUAUCCCACCCUUGGUCUCUACGAUACGAGCUUAUUUGAUCCCUUAUCGCGAUAUCACCGGUGGAAUCGAAGGCUACAUCUACGAUAUCGGUAGACUUCUUUCGAUGGACAAAUUUGCGCAGAUCUACGAAGACAGGAUAGCGAACUCCAAGGCAUUCAGGGAUUUCGUGCACGAAGUGAUCUCCGCCAAAUACUUACCUUUCUACCUAUCCGUUUUCUCGAAUAAGCACUUCCAAAAUUUGGAACAACAGGCCGCAGAAUCUGGCAUCGAUAGAAACUAUUUCCACGUUUUCGCUCCCUUACUACUUGUAACUUCCACUGUAAUUUAAAGUUGAAAGUAUUAGGUUUUAAGAAGUCCAAUUCUAUAAUGCUUAUUGUUUAUUUAUCUCUUAAGGAAUAAAAUAUAAUUAUAUUACAUUGAAA
Messenger RNA from Bombus pyrosoma, 859 nucleotides. RefSeq lists its product as uncharacterized. The transcript is spliced from 2 exons. The coding region runs from base 100 to 765 and encodes 221 amino acids. The record is from RefSeq and is a predicted model, not a curated record. NCBI's taxonomy places the organism in Eukaryota, Metazoa, Arthropoda, Insecta, Hymenoptera, Apidae.